Histoplasma capsulatum G186AR is the source of this 938-nucleotide messenger RNA. RefSeq lists its product as uncharacterized. NCBI's taxonomy places the organism in Eukaryota, Fungi, Ascomycota, Eurotiomycetes, Onygenales, Ajellomycetaceae. The record is from RefSeq and is a predicted model, not a curated record. Bases 1 to 495 code for a protein of 164 amino acids. The transcript has 2 exons.
AUGGAAUCCCGGUUCCAAGGGGUCCCCUGCCCGGGCGAGUUUGUGGACAUCUUGUGGAAACAUAGGAUCUUCAUGAAAAAUUGCCUUGAGGAUCCUAGAAGCGAUACCGGUCAUGCUAAUUGCACGAAUGUACAGUACAUACCACCAAUGAAUUCCCUCGCGUCUGUGAAUCUCUCCACCCCGGCCAACUGGAGAUCAGUUUCGGGUGGACUUGCGAGCGACCUAAGUUCACUUUUGAGCGUCGGACCCGUCCGCAAUACCACACUCGGCCCGAACACUCGAGAAACUACUGGGAACACCGUCCGGACUACCUAUAAGCUGUGGCAUAUCCGCUUUUGUUCUAAGAAAUUUUCUGUGAUUGGAGAGACGAGCGAGAAUAAAUCGAAACAGCUACAGUUUAUCGAGGAAGCUCUACUACAGGUCAACUAUUCGAGCAUACAACCUCCCAACUAUUUUAUAUGUUACAAAGGACGCAACUAUCGGAUACUAAUGUGAUUUAGACUUUAAAAUGUUGCCUCAAGUUAGCCAUUUGAGACACAAGUUGGAUAUCGGCGCAGAAAUGAGGCAACUAUCACAAAUGGACGCCUGACACAUGCGGGAUUUUUUGGGUUUGCAAUUUCUGCUAAUGAUAUAAUUGGUGCGAGAAAUCGGUUCCAGAACAGGUCGCAUUUAUUGUUGACAUUGGGCUGUCGUCCAUACCACGAAGGUUUCGCGCAGCGUUCAGGCUUUUUUUUGGUAGUGUCAUUCUAUCCUCUCCGGAGUUGGGACCUGCAAACAAAUGGCCAGGGAAAUUUAGGAGUAGCCGAAGAGUGCUAGGGAAUUGAGCUUACACAGUUACUUCUGUCCUAAUUAAGACAACCGUGACGGAUACCCCAAUGAUGGCUUUCUCACCCUCCUAGAACUGUCUAAUUAAAGAAAUUUCAAGGAAAAUUCGUUUC